AUGAAGAUUCUUCUUCUCCUUCUAUUUCUCCUCCACAUUUCUCAUUCCUUCACCGCCGGUCAACCAAUCUCCGAGUUUCAUGCUCUUCUCUCACUCAAAUCUUCCCUUGCCGGCGGCAGAAAUGACAAACACUCACCUCUCACAUCAUGGAAGCUUUCGACGAGCUUCUGUCUAUGGACCGGCGUCACGUGCGACGUCUCUCGCCGGCACGUGACCUCCCUCGACCUCUCCGGCCUUGACCUCUCGGGGACUCUCUCCUCCGACGUAGCUCAUUUACCUCUGUUGCAGAAUCUAUCGGUCGCUGCUAACCAAAUCUCGGGUCCUAUUCCACCGGAGAUAGCCAAUCUCUCUGAGCUCCGUCAUCUUAAUCUCUCCAAUAAUGUCUUCAACGGUUCGUAUCCCGAUGAACUCUCCGCUGGAUUGGUCAAUCUCGAGGUCCUCGAUUUGUACAACAACAAUUUGACCGGAGAUUUGCCGGUCUCCAUCACCAACCUCACACAGCUCCGCCAUCUUCACCUUGGUGGGAACUACUUCGCUGGCCGUAUCCCGGCGGUGUACGGAAGCUGGCCUGUUCUCGAGUACCUAGCAGUUUCCGGCAACGAGCUAAUCGGGAAGAUCCCUCCGGAGAUCGGAAACCUAACGAGCCUCCGGGAGCUCUAUAUCGGAUAUUACAACGCUUUCGAAGAUGGUCUUCCACCGGAGAUUGGAAAUCUAUCGGAGCUCGUCCGAUUCGACGCCGCUAACUGCGGUUUGACAGGAAAGAUUCCGCCGGAGAUUGGGAGGCUCCAGAAGCUCGAUACGUUGUUCCUCCAAGUAAACGCGUUCGCAGGUCCAUUAACUCCGGAGCUGGGGUUGAUUUCGAGCUUGAAAUCAAUGGAUUUGUCUAACAAUAUGUUCACCGGCGAGAUUCCGGCGAGUUUCGAACAGCUGAAGAACUUAACGCUUUUGAAUCUCUUCAGGAACAAACUGUACGGUGCCAUACCUGAGUUUAUCGGUGACUUGCCGGAGCUCGAGGUGUUGCAGCUGUGGGAGAACAAUUUCACCGGCAGCAUCCCUCAGAAAUUGGGGGAAAACGGUAGAUUAGUGAUCCUCGAUCUCUCCUCCAACAAACUCACCGGGACUCUGCCGCCGAAUAUGUGCUCCGGCAACAGGUUAAUGACAUUGAUCACUCUCGGCAACUUCCUCUUUGGUUCAAUCCCUGAUUCGCUCGGCAAAUGCGAGGCUCUGACCCGGAUCCGAAUGGGCGAGAACUUCCUCAACGGGUCGAUUCCAAAGGGGCUUUUCGGGUUACCCAAAUUAUCUCAAGUGGAGCUCCAAGACAAUUACCUCACCGGAGAGUUACCAAUAAGCGGAGGAGUCUCUUUAGACCUCGGACAGAUCAGUCUAUCAAACAACCAGCUCUCUGGUCCACUACCGCCGGCCAUCGGAAACUUCUCCGGCGUCCAGAAACUACUCCUAGAUGGUAACAAGUUCGCUGGUCCGAUUCCGUCGGAGAUUGGGAGGCUUCAGCAGCUAUCCAAGAUGGACCUGAGCCACAAUCUGUUAUCGGGUCGGAUCGCACCGGAGAUCAGUCGCUGUAAGUUGCUAACGUUCGUUGAUCUGAGUCGUAACGAGCUUUCUGGUGAGAUCCCUAACGAAAUCACAAGCAUGAGGAUCUUGAACUACUUGAAUAUCUCGAGGAACCAUCUCGUUGGUUCGAUCCCUGUGACGAUAGCGUCAAUGCAGAGUCUGACAUCCGUUGAUUUCUCUUACAACAAUCUCUCCGGUUUAGUUCCCAGCACCGGACAGUUCAGUUACUUCAACUACACAUCGUUCUUGGGUAAUUCUGAACUCUGUGGUCCGUAUUUGGGUCCUUGCAAAGGCAAAGGAACUCACCAGCCUCGUGUUAAACCUUUAUCCGCUACUACGAAACUGUUACUCGUCCUCGGGUUGCUCUUUUGUUCCAUGGUGUUUGCUAUAGCUGCCAUAGUCAAAGCUAGGUCCUUGAGAAACGCUAGUGACUUCAAGGCCUGGAGAUUGACUGCUUUCCAGAGACUAGACUUCACCUGUGACGAUGUCUUGGUCUCUCUUAAAGAAGACAACAUCAUCGGUAAAGGCGGUGCCGGGAUUGUCUACAAAGGCGUGAUGCCUAGUGGUGAACUAGUCGCGGUCAAGAGAUUGGCUACAAUAUUAUCUUCAGUGCCCGUCCACGAAGUAACACACGUCUUCUACGUUGCGAUGCUCUGCGUUGAAGAACAGGCGGUGGAGCGGCCGACGAUGCGGGAAGUUGUUCAGAUCCUCACCGAGAUCCCAAAGAUCCCUCUUUCGAAGCAGCAGGCGGCGGAAUCAGACGUGACGGAGAAAGCUCCAGCGUUUAGUGAAUCGUCGCCGGAUUCAGGAAGUCCGCCGGAUCUCCUCAGUAGUUAG
Messenger RNA from Thlaspi arvense, 2406 nucleotides. The record is from the annotation of a GenBank genome assembly. Lineage: Eukaryota; Viridiplantae; Streptophyta; Magnoliopsida; Brassicales; Brassicaceae.